Astyanax mexicanus (Mexican tetra) is the source of this 9742-nucleotide messenger RNA. It is a transcript of the gene myo9b, whose product is annotated as myosin IXb. Bases 303 to 6239 code for a protein of 1978 amino acids. Gene Ontology annotation, cellular component: myosin complex. Lineage: Eukaryota; Metazoa; Chordata; Actinopteri; Characiformes; Acestrorhamphidae. The transcript has 42 exons. Gene Ontology annotation, molecular function: microfilament motor activity; GTPase activator activity; ATP binding. The record is from RefSeq and is a predicted model, not a curated record. Gene Ontology annotation, biological process: intracellular signal transduction.
AAGUGAGACCGCGCGCGGCACGAGAGCAGACCUGAGCUGUAAUCGCGCGGAGCGGAGCGGAGCGGAGCGGCGCGGCUCGCGCUGUGGUGAUUUUUACCUGCGCUGUGUUCAUAUCUCACCUGUGGAGAGAGCGUCACUGCUGACGGGCUGUGGGUGAGUCCCGCGCUCAGGUGUGUUCUGGGGGUCAGGCAGAGGUUUGGUGAACUUUGGACGGUGGGAAGCUGUGACGUUGUUUUUCUGCUUUCCUCAUUGGACUGGGCGCGUGCUGUAAUGAAAUGACACCAGACUAAACCAGGUGAUCUAUGUCAUGCGGUGUGCUGAGGCGAAGCUGGUGCGUGCCUGCGAGUGUUACGAUGAGCGUCCCUGACAGCAGAAAAUCCACCUAUCAAGAUGAAACCACCUACAUUCUCCUGAUAUACCCAAGACUGUCUGUCAAAACAGCCCAGAGCUGCACCCUCAGGGUACACAAGGAUGCCACGGCUGCCAGAGUCAUCCAGAAUGCAGGGGUCACUCUGGGCCUGGAUAUGUCCAAACCCUACCAGCUUGUGGAGGUCAGGGAGUUUGGAGGUGAGGAGUGGCCCCUGCAAGCCAGCGACCGCCCGGUUGAAAGGGUGCUCCUUUGGCCGAGAAAGGUCCAAGAGAUCCACCCUCAAAGCCAUGGGUACUACUUUGCCCUUCAAUUGGGUGGUCCAGACAAGCAGAGCCAGGCAAAUCGUGUGCCCGACAUCUGCUGCCUUCAGUAUCUUCACCCAGAGAACUGCAAUGAUCUGUGCAGUCUUCCCGUUUUGACCGAGAAGAACAUCCUAGAGACGCUCCGUCACCGCUUCCUUAAGAACCAGAUUUACACUUACGCCAAUAACAUCCUUAUUGCAGUCAACCCCUUCAAGUUUCUUCCCAUCUACAACCCGAAGUAUGUGGAGUUGUACGAGAACCACACGCUGGGCCAACUGGACCCACACAUCUUUGCCAUUGCUGAUGCUGCCUUCCGUGCUAUGCUCAGCAAACACCUUAACCAGUGUAUUGUCAUCUCCGGUGAAAGUGGCUCAGGCAAGACCCAGAGCACCAACUUCCUGAUCCACUGCCUGACCGCCUUUAGCCGCAAGGGCUGCACCAGCGGUGUGGAGAGGACCAUCCUGGGGGCAGGGCCAGUGCUGGAGGCUUUUGGGAAUGCUAAAACCACAUACAACAACAACUCCAGCCGUUUUGGGAAGUUUAUCCAGGUGAACUUUUUGGAGGGUGGCAUCGUCAGAGGAGCAACUAUAGAGAAGUAUCUGCUGGAGAAGUGUCGACUGGUGUCCAGGAAGAGCUCUGAAAGGAACUAUCAUGUGUUUUACUAUCUGCUGGUUGGAGCAUCUGAGGAAGAAAGGGAGGAGUUCAAGCUGCUGGAGCCAGAAGAGUAUCACUACCUCAAACAGGAUAAUCCUCAUUUGGAAGAUGAAGCUGAAAUUCAGUAUGAAUUUAAAAGACUUCAUCAGGCCAUGGAAAUGGUUGGCUUUCUGCCUGCAACUAAGAAACAGAUAUUCUCUGUGCUGUCUGCUAUUUUGUACCUGGGUAAUGUGACUUAUGAGGCGAAAGCUGAUGAAGAGGGUCUGACAGUGGGCCCUGCAGAUGUUUUGUCCACUCUUUCUGAGCUUCUUAAGGUGAAGAAGGAGCUACUGGUGGAAGCUCUCACCAAGAGGAAAGCAAUGACAGCCAAUGAUGUCCUCAUCCUUCCAUACACACUCAGUGAGGCCAUUACUGCCCGAGACUCCAUGGCUAAGUCUCUGUACAGUUCACUGUUCGACUGGAUCGUCCUGCGGAUCAAUCACGCCCUUCUGAACAAGAGAGACAUGGAGGAUUCUGUCCCAUGUCUGUCUAUAGGAGUUCUGGAUAUAUUUGGAUUUGAGGAUUUUAAGACGAACAGCUUUGAGCAGUUCUGUAUUAACUACGCUAACGAACAGCUGCAGCAUUACUGCAAUCAGCACAUCUUCAGACUGGAGCAGGAGGAAUACCUGUCGGAGGGAAUCACCUGGAGCACGGUGGACUACUCCGAUAACAUCGGCUGCAUUAACCUGAUCAGCAAGAAGCCCACCGGACUGCUCUAUCUACUGGAUGAGGAGAGCAGUUUCCCUCAUGCCACAGAUGACACUCUGCUGGAGAAGUUUAAACAGCAGCAUCAGGAGAAUGCUUUCUUUGUGCUCACGCCGGUGAUGGAGCCCGCUUUCGUCAUCCUCCACUAUGCCGGCAAGGUCAAAUACCAGAUAAAGGACUUCAGGGCGAAGAACACUGAUCACAUGCGUCCAGGCAUGGUGGCGCUGCUGCGCAGCAGUGAGCGGGGCUACCUGAGGCAGCUGAUUGGCUCAGAUCCUGUGGCUGUGUUCCGCUGGGGCAUCCUACGGGCCACCAUACGAACGCUGGCCACUUUCAAAGAGGCCGGCCGCCGCUGGGCUGCACAACAUCCAGACUCUGUCAGACGUUAUUCCCGUCAUUCUCUGAGUGAAAUGAAGAGACCCACCUCAGCUAUUGGCAGACUGAUGAGUCAGCGCUCUCUGAUCGAGUUCUCUUUCGACCGCUCAGAGGAGAACCCACUGGAGGUGUUCGAGGACAUUUUCGCCACAUUUGAGAGUAAAAAGGAGUUGCAUGCCAAAGUCCUGUGCACCAUUAAGCGGUUAGGUGGUGAAGUUCCUCAAAAGCUCCGUCUGUCCACCAUUUCUAUGAGGAAGUUGCGUCAGUUCUCUCAAAAGAACAGAACCAACAGACACAAGCAGCUCAUUCCCAAGAACCUGAUCGACUCUCAAUCCCUGAAGAUGAUUGUGGACCUUAAUCUGCAUAACCGAGACACCAGGUCCCUCCUGCACCUCCAUAAGAAGAAGAAGCCUCCCAGCAUCAGUGCCCAGUUUCAGACGUCUCUGGUCAGGCUGCUGGACACGCUAAGGAAAGCAGAACCGUUCUUCGUCCGCUGCAUCAGAUCCAAUGCUGAGAAGAGGGAAAUGCAGUUUGAUGAAGAUCUGGUACUGAAGCAGUUGAGAUACACAGGUAUGCUGGAGACUGUUCGCAUCAAGAGAUCUGGAUAUGGAGCCAAAUACACAUUUAAGGAGUUUACAGAUGAGUUCCGGGUUCUGCUGCCAAAGAAAGCAUCCACGCCUCAGAAGGAGAUCCCCAACCUGCUGCGCAGAACGGGCAUCGACGACUCAAGCUUUCAGAUCGGCAAGACCAAGGUGUUUCUGAAGGAGGUGGACAGACAGAAGCUCCAGGAGACCCUCCACAGGGAGGUGAUGCGCCGCAUCCUCAUUCUGCAGAGGUGGUUCCGCGCCUGUCUCACCAGGAAACACUACCUGAUGAAGAGGAAAGCCAUCGUAACGCUACAGCGUUCCUGGCGAGGUUACAAUGCGUCGACCCGCUAUAGAGCAGCUGCAGUGAUCCAGAUGGCCUGGAGACAGUCUCAUCACAGAGCCGAGUACCUCCACCAGAGACAGAGCCUUCUGAAAAUGCAGCAGCUGAAGAGGCCCUCUGAACGCAGGAGAUCUACGCUGCAGGGAAACGUAAGCAAAACCGAAACUCCCAAGAUCAGCCCAGGAAUAGAGGAGAGUAAAGAAGCAACAGCACAGCCCCCUGGUGCUAUAACAAACCCCCUGCCAUCCAUACCCACCCAGACCACCUCAGUGGAGAGGAAAAGCAGGGACGAAAACAGAAGAUCUGAGGAUCGUUUGGGGACACUGAACGGUAAAGAGCCGGGUCAGAAAGAGAGAGCAGAGAAAGAGAACAAGUCUCCUUCUUCUGCCCCGACUCGCCCAGACUCUCUAGAUCUAAAGACCGGUCUGAGCUCAGUCCAGUCUGAUCAAGAUCUGCAAUCAAACACUGCACCUCUCCAGCGCUACCCCAAAACAUCCACCAUGAAAGAGAAGGUGGAGAAAUGGAAGGAGAGAAGGAGCGACAUUGGGCUUCUUGAGAGAUCCGAUUACAAAGACCUACAGCUGCAGGGCCACAAACUGAAGAGUUUAAAGUCUCGAGGGAUCUCCAUGUCUUUGGAUAACCUGUCCAAGCUCAGCUCCUCUGAGUCUGACAGCACAUCUCCAUCCACGAGUGAGGUGAGGCUGCGUAGCCGCAAACGUUUGAAGCACAAGCGGCGGCUGGCCAACCCUCGAAGCAUCCUUAUGCUUCCCCACAGCGAGGCCGUCGACCUGGAGUACUGGAACUUCCCCCUGCCCCCCAUCAGCCCUUCUGAAUCAAUUAGACUCAGGACCACGGAGGGGCUGGACGUCCAGCUGAAUAUAGACACUGAUGGCUCUAAAGUAAGCAAGAGAACCAGUGUGACGGGUCCUGGACAGCAUGGCACUCCUGAGAAGACGCCGUUCCUUGCUAAGUUCUUCCCAAAAGGCCAGAAGAAGCGUCUGACACCUCAGGAUGGGAAUAUUACCAUGGUGAAGACACUCGCUGAUGAACGAGGUGUUUCAGAUGGAAGCCCCCACUCAUACUACCCAAACCCAUACAUCACAUCCACUCUGCCCAACCGCAAACGCCGGAACCACAGCAUCCGGAUCAGCCGAGGCACGCGCGUGCAGGAGCAGUGCGACGCCUUCCUGGACAGACAGAUCACUGACUGCCACGAGCUGCGCCACCUAGACGAGUACCUGGGAAACCAGAUGAAUGAUCUCCAGUCUCAGACGAAGGUUCUCUCAGAGACUGAAGCAAUUUUUCUCACAGCGACCACCCAGUUCAGAGACACCAUCAAGAGCAUGUACUCUCUCUCUAACCCCCAGAUUAACUAUAAAGGGCUACUGCAGGGCUAUAAGAGCAAAGUGUCCAGCCUGGCUGGGCAGAAGAAGAGAGACGAGGUGCCCAUGGUGGUUAAUCUAUUCCAGUCGGUUCUGGAUAACUUCAUCAGAGCUGAGAUCAGAAAAGCCUCUUUAGACUUAGAGCCUGUGAAGCCCAAAAAAAAGGUCAAGAGGUCAAAUGAUAAAUGUCCAGAGAGUCCUUUAGACCACAGUUUCAUCACGUACCAGGUGAACAUCUACCAGUCAUGUGACCUGUGUAACUCGUUCAUCUGGGGAAUGGAGAAAGCCUGCAUAUGCAGCUCCUGUAAGAUGGUGUGUCACAGGAAAUGUCUCAGUAAAAUAAUUACAUACUGCUCAAAACACACCAGCAGGAAGCUUGAAUGUGGUAAAAGCACUGUUCAUUUUGGAGUGCCUGUGGGUGCUUUGACCAGCAGUGAGACGCCUGUGCCGGUUGUGAUGGAAAUGAUGAUGGCUCAUGUGGAGCUGCAGGGACUUUACACUGAGGGGAUCUACCGCAAGUCUGGAUCAGCCUGCAAGGCCAAAGAGCUCCAUCACUUGCUGGAGACCGAUCCCAAGAGGGAAUAUCUUGAAAACUACCAGAUUCACACGGUCACUGGGCUGAUUAAAAGCUGGUUACGGGAACUUCCAGAUCCCCUGAUGACCUUCAGCCUCUACAACGACUUCCUUUACGCUGUUGACCUGCCAGAGAAAUCUGAAAGGCUCCAAGCAAUUUACAGAAAAGUAGAGGAACUUCCUACUCCGAAUUACAACACUUUAGAAAGACUUAUCUUUCACCUUGUCAGAGUGGCAAAGGAGGAAUCUCAUAACCGGAUGUCUGCAAACUCUCUCGCUAUAGUGUUCGCUCCGUGUGUUCUGCGCUGUCCCGACAAUUCUGACCCGUUAUUGAGCAUGAAGGACCUGUCCAGGACCACACUGUGUUUGGAGACUCUAAUCAUAGAGCAGAGCACACGCUAUGAUGAGAAAAUGAAGGAGAUUCAGCAGCUGGAACACGCUGAGGCAUUAGCCAUUAAACAGCUCACACUGCAGAGGAAGAGCACGAUCCGGGGGCAGCCGAGGAGCAAAGCAGACUCGUCUCCCCCAGACUCAGAGGUGGAGAAGACCCUGAAAGAGAGGAUCAAAUCUUUAAAGAUUGAAAAAGUUAAUCUGGCCCGCAGGCUGCCAGAGAUGAACGAUAGUACUUCUGACAACGAGACGCUGGACUCUGAGUCCAUGGCCAGCUUAGAGAGCCCGCUGGAGCACCACAUUAGCGGCGUAGUGUUGGAAGACCAGAAGAGCAAGGCCUCACAGGGCAGCACGCCUGAGGGAGCGGCGAGAGCAAGCCGAGGCAGCGAGCAAUCUACGUAUCCCUCACAGAACCAAAAUCAACUGUCCACCACAAGUGCAGGGAGCAUCCAGAACACAAGCUCCAGAACCACUGGAAACUUCUCCGACCUCGACAUCCCCUUUAUAGAUGAUGAUCCGUGAGCUGUAGUGGAAGCCUAACUUAUACGAACUCGUGUAACUCUUGUAAACAGCUUGUGAUAUUUGUUUUUAACCGUAAAUUUCACUCUCUAGACCUAGCGGUCCGAAGAGGGACAUGGUGCAAAUGUGGUCCAUUUGGAUUAACUGUUUUUGUGAUUCACAAAUAAUAAAUUAUAUAUAUAUUUUGGGUCUUAGAGGCACAGUCACACAAAUAGGCCAUGUUGUUAGGGUAGGAAAUAUGAGUGGACAAAAAGAACCAGCUUUCUUUUAGAUGUGAUUCAUUUAAAUGCAAGCCUUGCCACUGCUUCACUCAAGGUGGCGCUGUAGAGCUAUCCGGUAAAACCAUCUUGGACUAUUUUCAGACUGCAGGCAAAUCUGAUAUAUAUAUAUAUAUAUAUAUAUAUAUAUAUAUACCGUAUUUUUCGGACUAUAAGGCGCACUUAAAAACUUUUAAUUUUCACAAAAAUUGACAGUGCGUCUUAUAAUACGGUGCGCCUUUUGUAUGGAUUUUACUCGUCAGGUUGUAAGGAGCAGUAAACACACACUCCGUGCAGCGUUAUAGAGAGUUUCAAUGCUAUACAGAGUCCAGAGCCGUGCAGCUCCGAGGCUGAGCAGCAAUAGCAUUAGCUAGAUGCUAACCGCUAAGCUAGCUAGCUUAUUCACUGAGAUCAGUAUUAUCUAAAUUUUACUCGUCAGGUUGUAAGGAGCAGUAAACACACACUCCGUGCAGCGUUAUACAGAGUUUCAGUGCUAUACAGAGUCCAGAGCCGUGCAGCUCCGAGGCUGGAGCAGCAAAUAGCAUUAGCUAGCUUAUUCACUGUUCAGAGAUCAGUAUUAUCUAAAUUUUACCCGUCAGGUGUAAGGAGCAGUAAACACACACUCCGUGCAGAGCAGCAAUAGCAUUAGCUAGAUGCUAACCGCUUAGCUAGCUAGCUUUUUCACUGUUCAGAGAUCAGUAUUUUCUAAAUUUAGCACUUUUAAUACUGCUGGAGCAGUAUUAUUAGAGUUAGAUGCUAAUCGCUAAGCGUUCACCGUUCAGAGGUGAGUUAUCGGCCUGUAAGUCUGUGCUGCUUUGCCUGGCUAGCAUUAGCUAGAUGCUAAGCGCUAACUCUCUCAGAGGUGAGUUUUAUCAGCCUGUAAUCUGCUUGUUUACAGUGUUAAAACAAGCUACGGGGGACGAAUCGCUAGCUAAUAUCUCACUGUCUUACCAGAACACGCAGGAUUACUCAGUGUAACGCUGUCGUUUAAGUUUGGGUUAACUUUACUAGUUUAGGUGACUAGCUAGCGUGCUAGCGGAUAGCUAUGCUAACGCUGGUGCAGCAAGCCUUAGUGGACAUCUGGAAAUCUAAGCUUACUGUAAAUAAACUGAAGCACGUUACUCACCCAAAUAAACAGUUUUCAGGAGAGGAAUCUGUGUAGAUUAAUAUCCAGCACUCGUUUGACUUUGAAAUAGCUAGAUUUGUAUACUGAGACGCUCCACCGGCAAGCGACCACCCCCGGUGGGGGAAGGGAAACAUGGCGCCACCCCUGUUCACUUUGAUAUAGGCACCCUUUCUAGUGUCACUUAACGCGCCUUAUAAUGCGAUGCGCCCUAUGUAUGGAAAAAUAGCAGAAAAUAGGCGUUCUUUGAUAGUGCGUCUUAUAAUACGGUGCGCCUUAUAGUCCGAAAAAUACGGUAUAUAUAUAUAUAUAUAUUAAAGUCUGCUUUGUUAUUUGCAAGGGGGGGAGGUGAAAUUGAUAUGUCUGAACAACACAAACGUAUCUGUAACGAGGUCAGCUUCAGUAACUAACCAUUAAUGCUUUUCUUAGACCCCCAUGCUUCAGUUACCCUGGAUUUAAUGAGGUCUGUGUUUGCCGUGUUGCAAAUGAUAUAAAAGACAGGGUCUGAUUGAUUAUAAAGAGCAUCCACAUGAGUCUGGAAAAAUCCGUAUUUCAUUUGUGGGAAUCAGAGUUGCAGGCUGUUCAGUCUAUCAGAAAUCUGAAUACAAAAUACAUAUUCCAACAAUUAUACUUGUUGUCUUAACAUAGCCUUAGAGACAAGAGGCAUUGACCUCUGUAAGUCAAAUAGCAUUAAGAAAACUUUCACACUCUUAAAACACACAAUCAUUUAGAGACACGUUCUUUUUCCUUUUCUUUAGAGUUGAACACAAUUUUAUACCCAUCAACCAUAACAUUAAAACCACCUGCCUAAUACUGUGCUCGGUAUUAUUCUUAGACAUUGACUUCUCAAGGAUUCCUGUCAUCUCUGUACCGCUUCAGAAGUUAAUUCCCAUAAGUUAUGAAGUGGGGCCUUAAUGAGCAUCAUUCAGUCGUGGAUGUCUAAGACUCUGUCACCAGUACAACUUGAAGCACUUUUGGUAGGUACUGACCACCCCAUACCGGGUACACCUGACAAGACCUGUCCGAUGUUUUGCAGGUAUUCUGACCCAGCUAUCUAGCACAUUACAAUUUGGUUCUUGUUUUUUUUUUUUUGCUUUAACACAUCAACUUCAAGAAUUGACUGUUUACUUGCUGCCUAAUAUAACCAGACCCUAGGCAGAAGCACUUGGAACCAGAUGAUCAGUGUUAUUCCCUUCAGUUAGCAGUGGUUAUAAUAUUAUGACUGAUCGGUGUAAACUGUAUUUGGGCAAUACAGGCCCCAAUAAAUAAUGCCUAAUGUUCAUGCCUGUUAAUAGUUAAUAAGUAAUAUUCUUGCUGUCUGUAACAAAACCUUUAGUAUUUCCAUAAACAUUAAUGUUACAGGUUAAGCAAAUACCUUUAACUAUUUUCAGUGUAAGUCAAUGUACCUGGGAGGAGUUUGAGAUCAUUUUAAAGCAUUACUCUUUGUCCACUCACAAUAAAUUGAAACAAAAACAAUAAAAACAUUAAAAUUAUGUCAAAAAGCAAAAAAAUUUAAAUAUAAAGAAGACCUAUUUUUACUGUUCAGGGAUAUAAACAAGCAAUUCAGUUACACAUAUUUAAAACAUGUAAUUGUUGGUGAAAGGACACAUUAUUGCAUUAAUAUUAGCCUUCAUUUUCUUCCCUUUCAAUUAAAAGGGAAAUGUAUGAAAAGGAACACACAUACACGCACACAAUGCAUUUUUUCAGCAUUAUUAUAAUAAUUGUUGUUGGCACCAAUUUGCUCAUCAGGGAAACAGUACUGUAUAUAGAAACAAGGUGUAAAAUUUCAUUUAUAAUUAAUUAUCAUACAAUUAACCAUUAUUUUCAGUGUUUCCUGUGUAUAUUUGCAUUUCUAAAGCUAAAGUUAUAAUUGUUACUUGGUUGAUAUGUGCUGAUAUGCAUGUUUGAGCUCUGUCACUUAUUCUAUUUUUUAUCUAGUUAUCUUCUAGAGUUUAUAUAUCCUGUGAUGAUUUUGUUUCUUAUUAGUGAAUGACUUGACUCAGAACUUCUGUAACGCAGAGUUUUGGGAUUCAGCCUGCAGAGUUCACCUGUAAAAAGAAGCCUCAUGAACAUCUCAUAAAUGUUGCUCUGUUUUAUGGACAAUAAAACCUAAGCAGUCCAUCUCA